AUCGGGGUACGGCGGAGUGUAUCUGGAUUAUUGUCACUUUUACAUUGCGUUUGAAUCUAAAGGAUUUGUUUGGCCGCUAUAUACACUUUUUGUUGUUGCUGUGCCGACUUUUCCUAAACCGACGUGUAUGGAUGUAUCAUGGCUACGUUUGCAUGCAGGGUGCAGUUCUUAGAUGAUACUGAUCCAUUCAAUAGCACCAAUUUUCCGGAGCCGACCAGACCCCCGUAUUUCACAUUCAGAGAGGAUAUUCCGCUCAUCAAUCAGAUCGCUGGAGUUCACAGACUUUUGAAAGCACCACACAAGCUCGAUGACUGUGCUUUACAGUUGUCUCAUAAUGGCAGUUAUCUGGACCUGGAAUCCACCUUGGCCGAGCAGAGAGAUGAACUUGAAGGCUUUCAGGAGGAUGGAGGGAGGGGAAAGAAACACAGUAUAGUGCUGAGAACACAGCUGUCUGUCAGAGUUCAUGCCUGCAUAGAAAAGCUCUACAACUCGACCGGACGUGAGUUACGAAGAGCGCUCUUCUCUCUUAAGCAAAUCUUUCAGGAUGAUAAAGAUCUUGUACAUGAGUUUGUGAUGGCUGAGGGGCUCACGUGUCUUAUUAAAGUGGGAGCCGAGGCUGACCAAAACUACCAGAACUACAUCCUUAGAGUCCUGAGGGAGCUUUUCCCUUAUAACCCCAUCACAGUUGCUGAGCCCAUGGGGGUCCCACGACCAUCUGCUCUCCUCCAGAGCAGCAGGUCAGCACAGAUAAACCUAAGAAGAGGAUGGAGGAAGAAAAGGGAGGUGGAGGCUUUUUCAUGCAGUAGUCCAGACAGGCUGCUCAGCUCUGGUUCCAGGAGGAAAUCUCCUAGACUAGGACGACAACAGCAACAGAACCUGACACCAUGUACUCAUAAGGAUCUCCCAGGAGAAGUGGAGGAUACUUUCCAUAUGCACUAA
Myxocyprinus asiaticus (Chinese sucker) is the source of this 939-nucleotide messenger RNA. Its product is annotated as FH1/FH2 domain-containing protein 3-like. Gene Ontology annotation, cellular component: cytoskeleton; cytoplasm. Gene Ontology annotation, molecular function: actin filament binding. The record is from RefSeq and is a predicted model, not a curated record. Bases 139 to 939 code for a protein of 266 amino acids. The transcript is spliced from 7 exons. NCBI's taxonomy places the organism in Eukaryota, Metazoa, Chordata, Actinopteri, Cypriniformes, Catostomidae. Gene Ontology annotation, biological process: sarcomere organization; cortical actin cytoskeleton organization; cardiac myofibril assembly.